Messenger RNA from Patella vulgata (common limpet), 1597 nucleotides. Its product is annotated as cyclin-dependent kinase 5. Gene Ontology annotation, cellular component: nucleus; cytoplasm. NCBI's taxonomy places the organism in Eukaryota, Metazoa, Mollusca, Gastropoda, Patellidae. The transcript has 11 exons. Gene Ontology annotation, molecular function: ATP binding; cyclin-dependent protein serine/threonine kinase activity. Gene Ontology annotation, biological process: neuron apoptotic process; protein phosphorylation; synaptic vesicle transport. The record is from RefSeq and is a predicted model, not a curated record. Bases 113 to 1003 code for a protein of 296 amino acids.
UUAUCCCCCUUCGAUGUUUGUGUUUUUCUUUUUAGAAGAAAUAGGGCCUACUGCUCUCUUUAAUUAAAAUAUAAUCUUUCAUUAUUAGAUCUAUCGCGUCUAUUUAAAAAAAAUGCAGGCCUACGAAAAAUUAGAAAAAAUCGGCGAAGGUACCUAUGGAACAGUAUUUAAAGCUAAAAAUAGAGAAACCCAUGAAAUUGUAGCACUAAAAAGAGUACGACUGGAUGAUGAUGAUGAGGGUGUACCAAGUUCUGCAUUGAGAGAAAUUUGUCUACUAAAGGAAUUAAAACAUACUAAUAUAGUCAGAUUACAUGAUGUGUUACACAGUGAGAAGAAACUGACUUUAGUGUUUGAAUAUUGUGAUCAAGAUUUAAAGAAAUAUUUUGAUAGUUGUAAUGGAGAGAUUGACCCUGAUGCUGUUAAGUCAUUUAUGUAUCAGUUAUUGCGAGGUUUAGCUUUCUGUCAUAGUCACAAUGUUCUUCAUCGAGAUCUAAAACCUCAGAACCUGCUUAUUAAUAAGAAUGGAGAAUUAAAACUAGCUGAUUUUGGUUUAGCCCGAGCAUUUGGUAUUCCAGUUAGAUUUUAUUCCUCGGAGGUUGUUACAUUAUGGUAUCGGCCACCGGAUGUUCUAUUUGGUGCUAAGAUGUAUUCAACAUGUAUAGAUAUGUGGUCUGCUGGCUGUAUAUUUGCAGAAUUAGCAAAUGCUGGUAGACCAUUAUUUCCCGGUAAUGAUGUUGAUGAUCAGCUGAAGAGAAUAUUCAAAUUAUUAGGUACACCUACUGAAGAAAUCUGGCCAGGUAUAACACAAUUACCUGACUACAAGCCCUUUCCCUUGUAUCAUGUGACAACAACAUGGCAGCAAGUAGUACCGCAACUUAACGGAAAAGGUCGUGAUCUCUUACAGCGUUUGUUAGUUUGUUAUCCAAAUGGUAGAAUAUCAGCAGAUGAAGGACUACAACACAGCUAUUUCGCUGACCUUAAUCCGGCCAUUAAACAGGGUUAAUCAUUUAUUUCAUGGACAUCAUUAUUUAUAUAAAAAACACAUGGUAAUCAUCGGUAGUUGUGUCUCAUUACAUCAAAGACAAAUCAAAAUUUAUUUAAUGUUAGGGUUUCACCCAUUUUGAUUCUGGCCAGAUUAAAAGUCUGCUCCAAUAUUUGUUAAUAUAUAUGAACACUGCUAAUAUUUCUGAAAGUAAAUGUAAUAUAUUAUUUACUAUAUGAAACUAUUGUUAAUGGAGAAAUGGACUGUAAUCUGGUCAGUUUAAACAAGUUUCACUUAUCAUAUUCAUACAUAUCAAGACAUUUUAAAGGGCAUUUUAAUUCAUUCCUGAUUGAUUUUAUUUUUGUGUUAUAACUUCUUAGACAUCUUUUAUUAAUAGAUCGACAUGGCACAGUAUUUGAAAAGCUGAGAAUUUAUGAAUUUUGUUUUAUGAUGUUCAUUCUUGGAAACAGAAAUCAUGUCUAAAAAAGGAUUUGGGGUAUAAUUUAAAAAUCAUGUUCAAUAUUCAAUAAAUCCUACAGCUAUAUUGGGUUAUGUAGAAUUUGGUCGUACUAUAACUAUACAUGUGGUUUAAUGGUUGAGAGUAAUAUAAUAAUC